CCCUUUACCCAUCCCCCUGCCCUGUUUCCCCAUUGGCUGGGUACUCCAGAUUCACAAUCUUAUCAGUUUACGUUUGUUGAUUCGUGUGUUAUCUGGUGUCAGUCAGUAGCCAUCCUGUUGUCUCCAAGAUGUCUCAGUGCUCUUCUUGUCGUACUGAUAUGGUGAUUGUCUCCGAAGUCUUCGUUAAACAAAGAGCACCGGGGGGGAUGAUGCCAGGCCUUCAGAUGUCUCUUCAGGCGCUUCCUCGGGCAUACCAUGACUUGUUCUCUGGUUUGAUCUCGUGCAGGAUAUUCUUGCAAUGUGUGUGACAAAAUAUACAAAUAUACACCUAUAUACAGAGCGUGCAUUCCUGGGAAGAUUUGGCUAGAGGAUAAGUGACGUAAACUAUCAGAGAUCUUCCCCAAGUUAAGUAGAAGGACUCCCAAAAAGAACUAUGACAACGGAGUUCAUGAAAUAAAAAAUAUUAUCCAAUUCUAAUGCAGAAACAACAUUAGAUUCCCACAGUACCCCAGGGCGUGCCGUCCAGCCCUGUAAACGCCAUUUAACCGCUUCUGUUCCCGCUUCGCUUUGGCAGACGCGAGGAGGCGCUGAGGGAGGGGAGCUGCCUGUGUGGUGUGCGCGGAGCAGGCGGCCGCACGAUGGCAGCAGCCAGCCAGGCACAAACAGAGCUGCAAACGUUUGCAAUUGUAGGUUCUGUCCGGCGCUGGGCUGUCAUACGAAGCCGAGCAGCCUGCUGCCAUCUCUGCUGUACAAGCAGCGUAGCUGCAUAGGGUGAAGAAUCUCCGUUUUCCAUCUAUGGCACGGAGGAGCUUCAGGGAAACACAGCAAAAAAAGAGUUACAGUUUGACACUGAAAAACACCUGGAUGCCUCUUUUGAAGGAUCUUUCUUCUUUUGCAUCCUUCCAGCCAGACCCAUAGGAAGGCAAUACCUUUCAAAUUCAAGGCUCUGGGGAUUGCAUCAUGCAAGGUAGGCAUGAUGCCAUACCAUGGCAGAUUAGAAUGCAACCACAUGGCCAGCCCCAGCAGCAAUAAACAUUUGAGGGUGAUAAUAUCUUAAAUAAUUCCAGCUGCUUACAAUGCAUUUGUGCUGUUACAAUCGCUCAACAAUGAAUGAAUGGCAGAUCCACAACACCUCGUGUCUUAAGCAGAUUGUUCAACCUCUCCCUCCUUGAUCUUAGUUUCCCAUGCUGCUGUACUCAGUACCGUUCCCCCAAGAGAAAUAAAACCCAAGACAGUGCACUGCAGGAUGGCUGUGCAAGCAGGAAAGCUCUGAAACAAGAGCGCUGUCAAUUUGGUCACUUGCCACCCUGCAAAAGAAACUAGAUCCUGCCUAGGCAGAGCCAAACUCCUUCUGAACAGAAGAAGAAAAAUUUCACUGUUUCUUCUAAGUGCUAUGCAAGGUCAGAUACCUUGGACAAGUUUGCAAGCACCUUCCCCACUAGUAAAGCCUCUGAUUUAUGGGACUGUUGCUGGAAGCAGGUGUUGCCUGUGUUCAAUUAGCUGGCCCAUGUGCAGAGCAAAGUCCUCCCACUCCUCCUUGGCAAAGUUUGCAGGAGAAAGAAACAGAUGCACAGGUAGAGACACGUCACACCUACACCUAACCCCAUUUCCUUUCUACCCAGCAGUGCUCAAGUUGCAAAGGUCUUUGAUAUUCUGUUGGGAGAUGUGGAAAGCACAAUCAAUCCUAUCUGACAAAGCUUACUCUCUCCUCAUGUAAACACACACGUGUUCUCCCACACCCAUGGAGAGCAGCUGGUGAUCGAGGUGGUUUUCCCCUCCUGGCCAGCCCUACAGAUCACUUCUAGGAGGGUAAAGGUCUGCCCACUCCUUCCCUCACUUUGCCCUUGGUUUUAAACUUAGCAGGAAAUUUGAAAAGUGACUCUUUUUAAAAAGAUAAUAAUUGCAGAUCUGAUUCAUAGCCUGUUUAAGGCACUUGGCAAAGCCAUAGAGCAAUGUUAGCUUGCCUAGGAAAAGAGCUGUGGAAAUGCCUGCUGCAUUCCCUGAAAGAAUGCACCAGAUCCUCCCCCUCCAGGACUAGUUUUAUUUAAGAGCUACCCACAGUGAUGCAUCCAAAGAGCAGAGGAAAACGCCCCAGCUACAGGUUUCCCUCCUGGGGAAAGACAGCUCUUAGCCUGGAAAUUAAACAACAGGCAUAUCCCAGCAUCUCCCUAGAUAUAGGGAGAGCUAUCAGACAAAGCUUAUACAUAAUCCUUUGUCUGGCCCUUUUUGCUAGAAGAGAGUUAAAGCCUGCUCCAUGCCUGUGGUCUGGAUGAAGUGAGUCUUUGUAAUCAUAGAAAAACAGUUCUCAAUUAUUUGUUUAUGAUUGCCAGGGAGCAUCUCAACACAUAUGCAAUCAGAAAAGCAGAGGCUGAAGCACUUAUGCUCUGGUUAAUCCCAUCUACUAAAAGUGAUGUUAAGGAGCAGGGAGGCAGGAGUCCUACGUGGCUUGGGGGAACAUUCAGGGCACACUUUGAUGCUCCCCUCCUCAGCCAUGAGGGAGGAAAUACUUGUUCUUAAGGGUUGUAAAAUACUUAGAGAAGUUCCUGUAACCCUUAAUACCUGAUCCUAAUGCCUGCACACAACAAUGCUAUUACAUACAGAAGAAAGAAGCACCAGCUUCCAGUGAGAUGUGACGAAAAAGAAGUACUGGCUCUUCCAGGAAGCCAGAUUUUUCCUGUGCUUUCUGAAGUCCAGAUUGGGAAAUGGAAGUUGAGUAGAGCACAGUGUGCCACUAACCAAGGUAGGGAGGAAGAGGGCUGUAUUCAAGUGGAGAAACCACAAAGGAGAUGCUUCUUGCCUACCUGAAAACUAGUGCUUUGCCUCUUUUCCCUGCCUUGGCUGCACAGAAGUUCCUCCUUGACCCUUCUCAAAGCCGGUGCUGCUCCCACCCCAUCUUUUCCGUGGACCUCAAGGUUCACCAUGGUUCAACUCCAAGAUUUAAGAAGAUCAUGUUAGGGAGGUAAUGGCUCUCCCUUCCCUCUCCUCACCUUUUGUAAGAAAUAGUUUAAUGCUUUCUAGAACUUGUAUUAAUCCUUCCCUCCUCCUUUCAGCCCCAUUUAGAAACAUUCACAGGACACAGUAAGAGGCAUGGGCACAGAGGAUGAGGAUGGAGUGGUCUCAUUGUUAUCCCUGUGUUGGCAAGAGGAGCUUCGAAGGCCAUCAACACAGGAUUCCCUGCCUACGCUGCUGGGCGGUACUGGGCUUGCCACUCCUUUGAACAAGGGUGAAGGGCAACUUCCUCACCUCCUCCUCCUUGCUAUCUGCCCACUGCUAGGCAGAGGCAGCUCCCUCCCAAGGCUGGAGGGAGGCCCACACGGAAGUCAAAGCCAACGCUCCAUUCACAACCUCAGGCAGAGUAACAACACUGCAACGAAACCCUGAAACUCUGGGAGCCUCUCAGCUUGUCCUCAGCUCAACAGACUGAUCAGGGAAAAAGGAGAGCAGGAGGAAGAGAAACAUUCUAAUUCACCAUGCAGGAGGAAAUUCUGUUGACUCCCUGGAGAAGUUUUCCUUUUGAAGACUCAGACCCAUCUGCCCUCACGGAUGAAGAGAAGUGGGAUUUCGUCCUUGUGAGUGACAUCCAUGAAAUGGGUGGUGAGAAAGAGGUCAAGAGGAAGAAGUUCCUGGAUGAGCUGAGCAAGAAGGGAUUCACCAUCAAGAAAAUUGAGGACAAGAAACUAUUUUAUGGGGUCCGUGCCCCAAAACACUUCUUCCGGAAAUACCAGUGGCUCUUGAGGAACCCCGACAGCAGGCUGCAAGACCUCAAUGCCCAGCAGGACAUACCAGUGACCACCAGGAUACGGAUCGUGAACUUCAUCUUGCAUAACACAGUGACACCCGACCUCGAGAAGCUGCGUGACUUGAUGAAGAAGAAUGUCUUUGAGGCAGCAUUUCCACUGCAUGAGGUGAGGCCAAGCACACGGAAAGAAGAGGUAAGGGAAUUCCUGAAGGAGAAAUGGGCCCGCUGGAGAGAUAUAUUUUGCCAGCAGCCAAUUGAGAAGAUCAGAUGCUAUUUUGGUGAAAAGGUGGCCCUCUACUUCGCCUGGCUUGGCUGGUACACAUACUUGUUGGGAUUUGCUGCGGUGGUUGGACUGGUGGUCUUUGUGGCUGGGAUUACUGUUUUCAAUUCCAGCCAGGUGAGCAAGGAGAUCUGUGAAGCCAAUGACACCAUCAUGUGCCCACUCUGUGACCAGAAGUGCCCAUUCUGGCUGCUCGCUGACACCUGCACGUAUGCCAGGGUCACUCACAUGAUUGACAACGAAGGGACAGUUGUGUUUGCCAUGUUCAUGGCAAUUUGGGCCACUGUGUUCCUGGAGUUGUGGAAGAGGCAGAGAGCUCAAGUGGUCACCAACUGGGAGCUGUAUGGGUGGGAUGAAGAUGAGGAGGAGCUGGCUAUGGAGCUGAUCAACAAUUUGCAGCAUGAACCUCGGCGGUAUCGGCACUCUUACUUGCGCAGCACCAUUGUGCUCCUCUUGGUUCUGCUCAUGAUUGUUGUACUGAUUGGCAUCGCCCAUGCACUUGUCAUUUAUCGGGUGAUCGCCACGGCCCUCUUCACCCAGAGUGACUCCGAGUUCUUCCGUGAGCAGGCUAACCUGGUGGCAGUGAUGACAGGGGCUGUGCUGCACUACAUCACCAUUGUCGUCAUGACCAAGAUCAACAGACGCGUGGCCCUCUUUCUCUGUGACCUGGAGAAACCACGGACCUUCUCCCAGCGUGAGAACAACUUUACCAUCAAGAUCUUCCUCUUCCAGUUUUUGACGAACUUUUCUUCGCUCAUCUACAUUGCUUUUUUUCUGGGGAGGAUCAAUGGCCAUCCAGGAAACUAUGUGCGCAUUGCUGGCAAGUGGAGGCUGGAGGAGUGCCACCCCAGCGGCUGCAUCACUGACCUUUUCAUCCAGAUGGCCAUCAUCAUGAUGCUCAAGCAAACUAUCAGUAAUGUGGUGGAAUACUUUGUCCCCUGGCUAGCUCACAAAAUACGAAAGAGGCAGAAGCGCCCCAAGAAGAAACACCUGGUGUUGGGGGAGGAGGAGGAGGUUGAGGACCCCUGCAAAAAGCAGUGGCUCAGCAACUAUCAACUCAACGAGGUCAACAUCUUCAGCUUGUUUGAUGAAUUCUUGGAGAUGGUGAUCCAGUACAGCUUCACGACCAUUUUUGUUGCUGCCUUUCCCCUGGCCCCAUUGCUGGCAUUCUUCAACAACCUCUUUGAGAUUCGCCUGGAUGCCAUCAAGAUGAUGCGGCUGCGCCGGCGCAUGGUGCCCAGGAAGGCCAAUGACAUUGGAAUUUGGCUGCAGGUCCUGGAAGCCAUCGGCAUCCUGGCUGUCAUCGGGAAUGGAUUGGUGAUUGCCAUCACAUCUGACUUCAUCCCUGUGCAGGUCUACAAGUAUACAUACAGCCCCUGCAUGAAAGAAAACAGCACUGCUGUUGACUGCUUGACUGGCUACAUCAACCACAGCCUCUCUGUCUUCCACAUCAAGCAUUUUGAGCCAGACACGAGUCUGGCUGUAGAGAUCUUAGAUUUGGUCAAGAAUGGGACGACAAUGUGCAGGUACCGGGAUUACAGAAAUGAUGUGGACUACAGCUACACUGUCCAGUUCUGGCAUGUCUUUGCAGCCCGGCUUGCCUUCCUCAUCCUCUUUGAGCAUGUGGCUCUGUGUGUCAAACUGAUUGCAGCCUGGUAUGUCCCUGAUGUGCCCCUGUCAGUUAAGAAUCAUCUUCUGGAUGAAAAGCACAACAACCUUCGGAAAGAACUGAGCAUGAUGGAGUACUCCACUGAAGUGUAGCCUCCUCUCAUGGAAGAAAGUGAAACAUGGACUUGAGUCCCUCUCCCCAGCCUGCCAGCACAGCCAGAGAGGCAUUCACGUGCUCUGGCUGUCACCAACCAUAGACUUGAACAGGGGAGCAGUGAGGUGACAGCAGCUUCACAGGGCCAGGAUGCUUAUAACUAAUACAGCCACAAAGAGGAAGAAAGUGGCAGCAGAGGUGGGAAUAGCGUCUUCCCAGCAAACUCAGCAGCUGAGGAAGGGCUAUGACACAAUGGAGCCAGGCUCCUCUACAGUCCUCAGCACCAUGCAGAGAGCUCAGCAUGUUUGGCAGCAUCCAGCCGUCACUGGGCGAGCAUGACACUGGCCUGCAGGAGAUGACCUGGCUUCAAUAUCAGUCAUUGCCUUCCUGUGUAGCAUCAUGGGAAAAAGUGGCUACCUCAUUCCAGGUUUCGUCUCCAGAUCUUCCUUGCACUUUGGCCCCCUCUUCCUCUGCUUUCAGUGACCUCCCUGCUCUCACACUGUCCUUCCUCUUUCAUGACAGCCAGCACAAUCUGCCUUGCAGCACAACCACAGCAUAGCUGUCAGAUGGUUCCAAACCAUCCUUUUCCCAAUCUUCAGUAAAUUGCACUUGUUAUUCUGAUUGUCUUUUGCACAGGGCCCUAUCAUGCCCCCGCAUCUGCUUUAACUCAAAUAUAUACCCAACUCAACUACAAGAAAAAUGGUCAAUAAACACAGUGACUGUACAAACUCAAGCAGACCUCAGCCACCAAAAGUCAUUGUAUUCACACUGCUAUCUUUCCUGCUUCCCCUUUCCUAUUCACAGCACCUACAGAUCAUUCACUCCCACUUCUUUUUUCUUCACAUGGAUAAUGAAAAAAAGGCUGGAGCUUAAGCAUUUGUGCUUAGCACACUGAGGUGGAGUGAGAGGUGCUGGCUAGUGGCAGAAUUAAAGGAAAUUGACAUGGUGUCAAGAACAAGAGCAAGAACAUGCUGGGCUGACAGAAGUACAUUGAGCUACAGAGAAAAUCCCGAGUCACAAGGCUAGAAAGUGUUAUCUCUUGUUGCAAAGCACAAUCCAUUAGCCCUGCCAGCUUGAUAUUUCAUCACUACUUCCCUUACAGCCCUACAACAGUGAACACAAGAGUUUGCCUAUGGCAAAGCAGGGGUUACAUGCCCCAGCUGGUCUGGUGGCAGAACAGUCACCGGAACUUUUCUAACAUUUGUGUGUUCCUGGCUUCAUAGGUUUGCAAACUGCCAGGUCUACCUGUAGCUUUACCAAAUUGAGACAGUUAUUUGCAUGAAAGGAACAAAGUCUUUGUUCCCAUUACCUGGAAAUGACAAUGUGCCCUCAAACAUGUGACUCUCCAUUCAACCCUGAGUGCAGAAACAGCCCUUUGGUACUCCACAGCAUUUCCAAAUUAGGCUAUUUUGGACCUGUGCGUAGCUGGUUUGCAGACCCUUGCUGAGCUGGGUCUGCAAACACUUGAGAAAAACAACUUUUCUCUAACUUUUGUUAAUGAGAAAGACAGGAGCACCGAUCAGGUCACUACAGCUUCCAGCUUUGUUACCAUCCUUGUAAACCCUGGGGCAGAUCCACUGGAAAGUUUAAAAGCUGACCUAAGAGUCUUUUUCUUUAUGGGAACUGAAAUUCUUUAACCAGUUCAGAAGUUUAACCUUGAGCUCCACGCUUUCAUCCCCUCCUCUGUCAAAUAGCCACAGGUGGCCACUUGUGUUAAAUUGUGGGGAUAUACUGAAUAGAAUGUGGGAGCUAGGGAGGUGUCACUGUGCAAGUGUGUGAGCACGUGUAAUAGACACGCAGCCAUAAUACAAACUCGGAAUGAUGCAGACGAGCGAAGAUGAGCGGCAUAGCUCAGGAUCAACUAUUUCAUUAGGGCUGAUCUGUCAUGUUCUGUAAUUAAAAGUCAGGUUAGCCUGAACCCCUGCUGCAUACAGAGCAAUAUUCCUGCACAGAAAUGUACACGGUAAUGCUUCUUCUGUAAUAACACCUGUUCUUAGCACUGCAUGUCACAAGAGGCCACACUGCUUGUGGCUCGCUUGAAGUCAGAACAGCCCCACACCUGCAGAGUCCCUGCCCCUGAUUCAACAGCAAGAAGUUACCACCUGCUGUGUUUCCUGGGAAAAGAAGCAGAGUGACAGUGAUUAAACAUCUGUUCCUAGGUGGCACCUCACCCUGUAGCAGUGUUCUCCUUUCUGGCACUUGGAAAUGAACCUGGUUUCACUAAUAGCCUUGGAACACAGCCGCCUGGCAGCUCUAAGUAGCUCAAACUUAAUUAGCUUCAAGCUGUUAAAUGCAUCAAGAACCGGCUAUUAGUGAGUUCAUGUUGAUACAGCCAUUUCCACCCUCCUGCCCAAGCAGUGCACACUCACCUCAGCAGCAGGAUGCAAGACAGGGUCACAGGCUCCAGCAUAGCACAAAGUGGCAGUCUCAGAUUGAAAGAAUUUCGAUGGGGGCUCUGGAUGCAGCUCUGCAGCUCCUUCCCAUAGUCCCCAAGGUCCACUGCAGACAGGGCUGGCUGUGCCCCACUGUCAAGGCCAGCAGAGACAGCAGGUGACACUCUGGGGGUGAUAUGCCUCUGAGCCCAUGCCCAGGACUGCAGAGGAAGGCACCAACGUGAACGCAAAAGGAAACUGCACUCCCAAAGCCACGAAGCAUCAAGCAGGGAAGCAGAACAAGCUGCACAAUGCCCUCAGCCGUCUGGCUUGUUUUGUCCCUUUACCACUGUGAUCAAGAUCAUCUCCACUCCUUCCCACUUUCCACUUGCCCACAGAAAUAGCUCUGAUGGACAGGAAAGGUUUAGUCAGCCCCUGGUUUCCUGCCCUUGCCAUUUGUUCCUUGGAAUCCUUUAUCAUCCUAAAGAGCCAACUGGUUUACACUGGGGUUUGCAGUCCAGACGUUAAAGUGAGCACAGUAGUGUGCAUGAAGCUGGUGAAGGGUCAGGAGAACACAAAUUAUAGGAAAGGCCACCUGCUAAGGGGAGCCCCGCCAUCUUUUUCCCAUGCAGGACCAGCCAGCAGCUGUAGGGCUGCAGCUUGACAUGCAAACAGCAUUGCAGUGGCCCAAGGAGCAGGCGGGUGCACACUGAGCCCUGCAGUCCUGAUGUGGGGUUAAUUUUUAACAUAUUGUAAGUGGGAAUCUACUUUCAACAACCCUCUGAUGGAAUGCAGAUAGAAGGAGCU
Messenger RNA from Phasianus colchicus (ring-necked pheasant), 8960 nucleotides. The record is from RefSeq and is a predicted model, not a curated record. NCBI's taxonomy places the organism in Eukaryota, Metazoa, Chordata, Aves, Galliformes, Phasianidae.